This is a messenger RNA of Gastrolobium bilobum, 4323 nucleotides long. Its product is annotated as probable serine/threonine protein kinase IREH1. Lineage: Eukaryota; Viridiplantae; Streptophyta; Magnoliopsida; Fabales; Fabaceae. The record is from RefSeq and is a predicted model, not a curated record. Gene Ontology annotation, biological process: peptidyl-serine phosphorylation; intracellular signal transduction. Gene Ontology annotation, molecular function: ATP binding; protein serine/threonine kinase activity.
GAAAAUUGAGAUUGAAUCAAGUUAAGCUGAUUUUUUUUUUAAUUUUUAAUUUUAUAACUUGUCGUGUUUGUCCGUGAAAGUCAUAAAACUUUCUCUGCUUCUUCGUUCUUCGUUCUUCUUUACUCUUUAGUUCUUUCUUGGUUCUUCUCUUUCGCCAAAUACAAAGUCCACAUUCAAUUCAACAAUCAAUACCUUUGAACAAAUCCACUAACCAACCAUUUCAACCUUUUCUCUCUCUACAAUCAAAAACCCUCUCUCUCUCUCUCUGUUCACACACUCUCUCUUUCAAUGUCGCAGUUCACAGCACCAUGUUGCUAGGGCUGCAUCAAACAUGGUCUUCAAAGGAAGGUUCUUCUCCUCUUCCAAGAAAUCCGAUUCUUCUAGCCCUGAUGCUUCUUCCAAUAGUCCUCGAUCAUUCACCUCCAAUUCCCCUUCCAGAUCCGACAAGAAAAAGCCCAAAUCCGCUGCCAAUCCAUCCCUAGCCGCCGCCACCGGUGGCGGCGGAGGAUUCGGCGCCGCCGCCGCCGCGUGCCGCCAGACGCAGGUGAAGGACGGAACCAGGAAGAAGGAUGCUGUCGUCAAGGGCAAAGAGACCCAAACUCCACCGCCGGAGUCUCGUUACGGCAACAAGGACUCACCGUCGAAGAAGUUGACGGCGGCGGCGGCGGCUGAGGGAAAGGAAUCGCCGUCGUCGUCGUCGUCUUCGGUUUCGCCGAUUCUGGCAUCGUCGCUUGGGCUGAACAGGAUAAAGACGAGAUCGGGGCCGUUGCCGCAGGAGAGCUUCUUCGGGUUUAGGGGAGAUAAGGCGACGGCGAUGACGGCGGCGCUCGGUGGCAGUAACCUCUCCAAAGGUGGUAGCCGUGGUGGUGAUGGGAAGAAGAAGGAGCUGGUGAACCAGAACAGAGUAGGGUUUCACGAGGGUUUAGGCGCUGGGACCGGAGCUUGGGUUGAUAAUGGGAGCAAUUCGGAUAGCAUGUCGACGGGGAGUGGGCCGUCCAGGGAACAGAGUCCGAUUGUGUUGGCUAAGUCGCGGCUACAGAACGGAGAAUCAUCCUCCGAAGCAGGGAAGCAGGCAUCAUCAUGGGCUCAGAAUGGAGGCUUAAGAAGUGCAGAUGUUUGCACUCCAGAGACAGCAUAUGAUUUUGAAAACCCAAAGGAGUCUGAAUCUCCUCGUUUUCAAGCUAUAUUACGUGUCACGAGUGCACCCAGAAAGAGGUUUCCAGCAGACAUCAAGAGUUUUUCCCAUGAGUUGAAUUCCCGGCCUUUUCCAUUUUUUAAGCGUCGAGGGUUAAAUAACCUUGAGGAUAUCUUGGUUGUUAUUAGGGCAAAAUUUCAUAAAGAAAAGGAAGAGGUGAACUCUGAUCUGGCUAUUUUUGCUGCAGACCUGGUUGGAAUUCUUGAAAAAAAUGCAGAUACUCAUCCUGAAUGGCAAGAGAAAAUUGAAGACUUGCUAGUUUUGGCUAAGAGUUGUGCUAUGACUUCACCUGGGGAGUUUUGGCUUCAGUGUGAAGGCAUAGUUCAGGAGUUGGAUGAUAAGCGUCAAGAGCUUCCUCCGGGAACGCUAAAGCAGCUUCACACUCGAAUGCUUUUCAUUCUCACAAGGUGUACCAGAUUGUUGCAAUUCCACAAGGAAAGUGGUUUGGCAGAUGAACAUGUUUUCAAUAUCCGUGAAUCCAUGCAUUCUGUGGAAAAAUGUAUUCCUCCUGGUGUGGGAAGGGAUACUAAAAGUUCUAGUGCCGCAAAGGCCUCAAAGGCUUCGAUGAAAAAAGCUUUUAGUCAGGAGCAGAGUACCUUGGGUUGGAAGAAAGAUGUUAUGCAACCAGAAAAUGUAUUGCUUCCUGUUGAUGAUGAUACUUCAAAACACUUUGAGUCUCCUUCAGGCAGGGAUCGGAUGGCUUCCUGGAAGAAAUUCCCAUCUCGAUCAGGAAAAAGCCCAAAAGAAACAUCUCAGUUGAAGGACCAAAAUUAUGGGAGGGUUGAACCUUCAAAGACAUCAAAUAAUAAGAGAUUCACUUCUGAUGUGGAUCUUUCUGCUGCUAAACCGUCGGAGCUUCUUCCUAACAAAGAUUCACAUGACCAUGCUUCAAAGCACCAACACAAAGUUUCUUGGGGCUACUGGGAUAAUCAGCAGAAUAAUAGUGAGGAGAGUUCGAUAAUUUGUCGUAUAUGUGAAGAGGAAGUACCUACUUCACAUGUUGAAGAGCAUUCAAGAAUUUGUGCAAUUGCUGAUAGAUGUGACCAGAAGGGUCUGAGGGUAAAUGAUCGUCUUUUCAGAAUUGCUGACACACUUGAAAAGAUAUGUACGCAGAAGGAUACCCAACAAAUAGUGGGAAGUCCUGAUGUUGCAAAAGUGUCAAAUUCGAGUAUGACCGAAGAAUCUGAUGUUCUUUCCCCUAAACUUAGUGAUUGGUCUCGCAGAGGCUCAGAGGAUAUGCUAGACUGUUUCCCUGAAACUGAUAAUUCCGUUGUUAUGGAUGACCUAAAGGGAUUACCACUUAUAUCAUGUAAAACUCGUUUUGGUCCAAAGUCUGACCAAGGUAUGACAACAUCAUCUGCAGGGAGCAUGACUCCUAGGUCUCCUUUAAUGACACCAAGGACAAGUCAGAUUGACUUGCUCUUGGCGGGGAAGGGUGCUUAUUCCGAACAUGAUGAUCUGCCACAGAUGAAUGAACUUGCUGAUAUAGCACGAUGUGUGGCAAACGCACCUCUGGAUGAUGAUCGCACAACAUCGUAUUUAUUAUCUUGUCUUGAUGACUUGCGGAUUGUUGUAGAACGAAGGAAAUUUGAUGCCCUUACUGUGGAGACCUUUGGAACCCGCAUUGAGAAGCUGAUCCGGGAGAAGUAUCUGCAGCUUACUGAAAUGGUGGAUGUCGAUAAGAUAGAAAUAGGGGGCACUUUAAUUGAUGAUGAUGUUCUCUUGGAAGAUGAUGUGGUUCGUAGCUUGAGAACAAGCCCAGUCCAUUCUUCAAGGGAUCGUACCUCUAUUGAUGACUUUGAGAUUAUAAAACCUAUCAGUCGUGGGGCAUUUGGACGGGUUUUCUUGGCAAAAAAGAGAACGACAGGUGAUCUUUUUGCAAUAAAGGUUCUCAAGAAGGCAGAUAUGAUCCGGAAGAAUGCUGUGGAAAGUAUAUUAGCAGAACGUGAUAUCUUAAUUACAGUGCGCAAUCCUUUUGUGGUUCGAUUCUUCUAUUCUUUUACAUGUCGUGAGAACUUAUAUCUUGUCAUGGAGUAUCUGAAUGGAGGUGACCUCUAUUCAUUAUUAAGGAAUUUAGGGUGCCUAGAUGAGGAAGUUGCCCGUGUAUAUAUUGCUGAAGUGGUUCUUGCAUUAGAGUAUUUGCAUUCGCUGCGUGUGGUUCAUCGUGACUUGAAGCCCGACAAUUUAUUGAUUGCACAUGAUGGUCACAUCAAGUUGACAGACUUUGGGCUUUCAAAAGUUGGUCUCAUCAACAGCACUGAUGAUUUGUCUGGUCCAGCAGUGAGUGGGACAUCCCUACUCGGGGAGGAUGAACCUGACAUAAUUACAUCUGAGGAUCAAAGGGAACGGAGGAAGAAACGUUCGGCUGUGGGUACGCCUGAUUACUUAGCACCAGAGAUACUUUUGGGAACUGGACAUGGGUAUACCGCAGAUUGGUGGUCUGUUGGAGUCAUUUUAUUUGAGUUGCUUGUUGGUAUUCCACCCUUCAAUGCAGAGCAUCCUCAGACUAUAUUUGAUAAUAUUCUUAAUCGUAAGAUACCUUGGCCCACAGUUCCUGAAGAAAUGAGUCCUGAAGCACAGGAUCUUAUUGAUCGAUUAUUGACUGAAGAUCCUAAUCAAAGACUGGGAGCCAGAGGGGCAUCAGAGGUUAAGCAACAUGUUUUCUUCAAGGAUAUAAACUGGGACACACUUGCCAGGCAGAAAGCUGCAUUUGUUCCUGCUUCUGAGAGUGCUCUAGAUACCAGUUACUUCACUAGUCGCUACUCAUGGAAUACUUCCGAUGGCUUUGCAUAUCCAGCAAGUGAUGUUGAGGAUUAUAGUGAUGCUGAUAGCUUAAGUGGCAGCAGUAGUUGCUUGAGCAAUCGCCAAGAUGAAGGAGAUGAAUGUGGGGGUCUUGCUGAGUUUGAUUCUGGCUUAUCUGUCAAUUACUCUUUUAGUAAUUUCUCCUUUAAGAAUCUAUCCCAACUUGCAUCAAUAAAUUACGAUCUCACCAAGGGAUGGAAAGAUGAUCCACAACAAAUUCCGGUGCAUAGCUGUCUCAUCCUUUGUCAUAUAGUCCAGAAUUUGGUUUUCGACCUAUGAUCCAGGCAAUUUUGGGGGCAUAAGCACCUUCGUUGUUUGUAUACCUU